UUUGUUUUGUGGGCAUUUGGGGAAUUUGACAGAUUGACAUUUGGCUGUGCAUGUUUGUUUCUGCUCAUUCUUUUAGCCUUUUGAGCUUCCCUCAAGCUGGCAUCCUGGCAUUAGGCCCAGGUUAUUCUCCUCCCACCUCAGCCCAUUCUUCCACUUCCUGCUACGCCCUUUCUACCUUUACUCCAGUUUGAUGCAAUUUCUCCACUAACAGCAGCAAGGAAGGAACACUGACUAGGAAGUGUCUCAGAACACAAUUGGGGAGAGAAGAUCCAGUCUCUUACUUAGUGUGGCAAGUCUUCAUUCUCUGUCCUUUUGGAAAAGAUCUUUGGUCCUGCUCUCAACUUGAAUCAUUCUCCUUGGCACUCCCUUCCUCAGCUUCCACGGCUAGAAAAGGCAUACACAUUCCCUCAAGAAGAAAUGUGCCAAGCUACCUGUCACUGCUGCUGUUCAGGAAGGAAUAGAUUUGCUCUGACAAACGAGAAGGAUUGAGAUGAGGCAGGCAGCAUCUUCAUGACCCAUGAUGACUUAUGGCAAAGGGAUAUUACCCAGGUUCCAGUGGAUCCCAGAGAUGCAGGUUUGGAUGCUAGUGCUGAUCCUAGUGCACCUACCUUCUGCCUGCCUUCUGCCUGAAACUCCUGUGGAUUCUGUCAGCUGCACAGAGGAUCUUGGUUGCCGGCUGCUGGUAGAAGAUGGGCUGUGCACCCAAGGAGAAGCAGUGCCAAUGCCGGAGCGAGAUCCAGUCCUGGUGCCGAUCAAAAUGCAAACAAAGACCAUGCUUCGGUGCCAGCAGGAGCGGGACUGCAUUCCCUGCAUCCAGGUGAUGCUUCACCUUGGCCUGAUGGGUGCAAAACAAGAUGGAAGACCUGUCAAGGGUGGUGUGCAAUCCAGCAGACAUCAUAAGGAAUUCCUACGAACACACAUAUGGCUGUCAGCCCAGACAUACCCUUCCUUUCGCUGUGUGCUUGUGGAGGUUUGGUUCCCUCAUGCUCACAACAGUAGCCUGGGCUCUCUGCAGUUUGACUGCUUCCCAGUUGCUCUGAGUGGAGAGCUGCACAUCAAAGCCUUCACCAGCCCCUCUUACGAAUCUGUGCCUGUGUUAAAACACACACACCAUGGACCAAACUGUGGCUGGAGUAAUGCAAAAGAUAUGAUCCGGCUCUGCCAAGUGCCCCGACUGGAGGUGUUUUCUGGGGCAGAGGAGGCUGUGCUGCAAGUGUGGGACUUCCCUGCACAGCAGCACUUCCAUCUGUGGCUGUAUCUGAACCAGACAGAUGGGCGCAAAGGGAUGGAUUCUUGUAAGCUGCUGACUAGACCGGAAAAUGUGAGCGUACCUCUCCAUGUGGUGUUCCCUUGUCUCUGCCUGCAGAUUUGGCCAGAGGCUGAAGAUCCACCCCGAAUUGACCUGUGUCCUUUUGCAAGAGAUGCAAAAGCUCUUGCCAGAGCCUGGGCAAUGAGCCACCUAGAGCUAAGAAUCUUUCGUGGAACACUGAGUCUUUCUCUCUCUGCACCUUGUGACCUCCCAGGGGUGGUGGUGCCUUGCUGGAGGAUGGACCACCGUGCUUGCUACCCUCUCCACUCCAGGCUGCAUCUGACCCUCUCUCCAAAUAUGCUUCAGGAGUUUCCCGGGCUGAGACCCCACCCCAACCUCUGCGUGCAGGUAAUGAGUAAUGGAAGCAUCUACCACCAGAGUUGUCUGCAGGAGGAUUUCCCAGGAAGCCAGCAGCAGCUUCUGCUCUGGGAAACUGUUGGCCCCCAAGGCAAUUUGUCCCUCCAUGUCUUGGAACGGGGCUCCUGGGUUCCCACUGCUCAAGCCUUCAGCACAAGAAAUUGGAACUUGAGGGAGGCCCUGCAGAAUGACAUGAAGUCAGGAGAGUGUGUGCAGGUAUGGGGUUCAGAGGACGGUGAAACGGAUGUGCUUUGGGCCUGCUCCCUGGAGAAAUAUGGCCGAGCAUACUGGGGACUAGCCUGGAUGGUGACCCUCCUCGGAGUCAUCUCUAUCUUGUUGGUGCUGGUGCUCAAGAAGGAAACACUGAAAGGUUGGCUCAGGAUCCUGAAAGAGGAUUACAGUUCAGGAGGGACACUUCAGGGUCGGCCUGUUCUCAUCCUUUACUCACCAGACAAUGGGAGCUUUGAGCGACUGGUGGGCAUCCUGGCUGCAGCACUGGCCCAGCUCCAGGUUUCUGUAUCCCUGGAACUUUGGAGACGGGGGGAGCUGGGGGCCUUAGGGCCCAUGCAGUGGCUUCACGCGCAGAAGCAUCGGGUGCUGAAAGACGGCGGAGCCAUUGUGUUGCUUUUCUCCCAGGGUGCUGUGGCCAGCUGUGCAGAAUGGCUGGGCUGGGAAGAGGCAGGCAUGCAGCCCCCUGUCCACCCUGACAGCACCUUCUUGGCUUCCCUCAACUGUGUAAUGCCUGAUUUCCUGGCUGGGAAGGCCAGGGACAGUUAUAUGGUUGCUUGCUUUGAGGAGCUCCUUCCUGCUGCUGAGAUCCCUGGGCUUUUCCAUUCUGUGCCUGUCUACCAACUGCCCUCCCAGCUGUUCCACUUCCUGCUGGCACUGGCUGGCCCCCGGGUGGGCCAUGAGCAGAGGAGCAGCCUCAGGAGGCAAGUGGUGUGGAUCGGCAAGAGCCUGGAACGUGCUGUGGAAGAGUGCCGGCUAAAGAAGCCGAGCUGGCAGCAGACAUCGCAGCUGGGUGAUGCGCAGAUGAAAGGGGCCAGCAGCUGUCCUUGUGCAGAGUCCUGAAGUUCAGACACUGGACUGUGGUUACCCUGUGUUGCUAACAAGCUGCGGCUGAGCACAUGGACAUGAAGACUCCAUGCUGGCAUCUUGGACAAGCAUCCUGGCCCCGGCAAUGGACAUGUCUGUUGUUCCCAUCCUGUGGGCAGAGAGACUUGAGGAUACAGCCUCAGGUGUGCGUGGGCUGUCCAAGCGAUCAGUGUCCAUGAGAUAGGGUGGGAUACCUAGGUGCACAUUUGAGCUUGUUGAGAUGUUUGGAAGGAUCCUGCUGUCAUGUGAGCCCCUGGUGGGUUUUUAAAAUUUAUUGUGCUUCAAAGAAUGAAUGAAGGAGAGCCUGUCGGCAUGUCCAAGAAAGUACAUGUCGUAGGCAGGAGCAAAAUUCUAGUAGGAGCUCCUUUGCAUAUUAGGCCACACCCCCUGAUGUAGCCAAUCCUCCAAGAGCUUACAAGGCUCUUUUUUGUAAGCUCUUGGAGAAUUGGCUAUAUCGGGGGGGGGAGGGGGGGUCCUAAUAUGCAAAAAAGCUUCUGCUAGAAAUCCACCCCUGGUCAUAGGUAUACUUCUGAAUACAUAUGUAGGUAUGCCUCUGGAUACCAGAUCCUGUGUUCUGGUGAUGCACUUCCAAAGGCAUUUCUCUGACUGCUUCUGAAGCCAGAUGGGCCUUGAUCUGAGGCAGUAAAGCACACUGACUUUAGGGACUCUGCUCUGAGGUGGCAGGUGAAUCAGCACUCAAUCAGAAGACAGUGUGGUGCCGUGGCUAAGAACGUCAGUACCUGGGAGACCUGGGUUUGAAUCUCUGCUUGUGCCAUAAACACUCUGAUCUUGAGUCAGUCACACUCUCUCAGCCUAACUUACCUCACAGGGUUGUUGUGAGGACACAAUGGAAGAGAGGAGAAUGAUGUCAGGUGCUUUGGAAGAAAGGCAUGGUAUGAAUAAGCUAAAUAAUAAAGUAUUCUAGCCCCA
Molecule: messenger RNA, 3691 nt
Organism: Heteronotia binoei (common prickly gecko)
Lineage: Eukaryota; Metazoa; Chordata; Lepidosauria; Squamata; Gekkonidae
Gene: IL17RC
Product: interleukin 17 receptor C
Exons: 19
Coding region: 518-2737 (739 amino acids)
Molecular function (GO): interleukin-17 receptor activity
Source: RefSeq, a predicted model, not a curated record